AUGCCCGCUUCCGACGCUCCCGAAACCGCUCAGGGGAGCACGGACGCCCCAGUCAGCCCGGACCUCCUCCUGGGCGCUCUACGCGACCAUCUCCUCCCCGAUAUCCUCUGGCUCAAGCUUCCGAUCGCGCUCGAGAUAUACGCCCAUAUCCAGCUCAUUUCCCGGAAGAUCAUAGCGGAAGCAUAUCAGGCACUGGCAGCUCAAAUGCGCAUCGCACCCGAGCUCUCCCAGCUGCGGAUAGCGAAGGAGGACUGGGCAGCUAGGGGCGCUCUGACGGACAGGGAGGUGCAGCGCCUGACGGGAUGGACUUGCCAGGAACAGAAGGCGGAGGCGAUGAUACUCUGGUCCUUGACUCUGCGGAAACGUCACCUUGCCCAGUUGAUAGCUAUGACGGAGGUCUCCCCGGACAAGAUCUUCAUGCUUGCAGACACGUACUUCCCUGAGCGAUCCACACUUGCCACAGAGGACGGUCAGAUAGCGGCGAAUCUGUACAUCGAGGUCAUGACGGACAAGCAGUGGCUACAGCUGGAGGUAUACAGGGACGAGACGCAAGGCUGGUGCGAUGAUCUAUACAACUCAGUCCUGGCUGGGAGACCACGUCCAUCCCUCGUUAGUCUACUCGGCGAAAUGACAGACGCCGGUGCAAUCGGUCGACGGAUGUUGGAAGCUGCAGAGAAGGUGGUCGAGGAUGCCAAGGCGUUCGAGGCGAUGUUUGAUCCGACCGCUCCUGUCAAGCCAGUAGCUGGUCCGCAGACACAGACGCUAGGCACUCAGGUACAGAAAGCAGCUAAGAGAGCCCCGCCCUCAACAACAACCGUACCAUCGGCCAAGUCCCGGCAAUCCCUCCCCAACACAGUCGCGUCUUCUUCCAAGAUCUCACUGCCGCUGGAAUCCGCGCCCGCUGCUAAGCGUAGAGCCACCCUAGGCUCCGAUCAGAUCUCAGUACCGUCGAAACGUCCUCAUGAUGCCACCAUCUCGGACACUUCCCGUCCUACACCUGCCCUUAUACCCAAGCCAGCAACGAAAGCGACACCGGCGCAAGCUACUCCACAGCGCCAUCGUCGCUUCGUUCCGCACAAAGCGGCCAUACCGGACUAUACGCGGCCCAUAGCAGUUAUGGGGUCGAAUGUUCCAAAAGCCAGCCUGAAACCAUUUGAUGCUCGGGACAUCAAGCGGUCAAGACCGAGCGGCAGCAGUACGACGAGCGCUGGCAAGGCGGACGCGCGGGAAAGGGACGUGGAGUUGAUGACCGAGAGGCGGGUGCCGGAAGACAAGGCGAAGGUGGGGACGGGAGUUGUGAAGAGGAAGGCGCUGGGAAACGCAGAGAGUCUGGAGAAUAGUCAGAGUUCGGGCGAGAGUCAGGGAACCAAGGAUAAGCGGAGGCUGGAGAAAGGGAAAGGCAGGGCGAUAGAUCCAGCACUCCCAGCUGCGCAGAAAGUGGUGAAAUCUAGUCGACCAUAUUGA
Dioszegia hungarica is the source of this 1464-nucleotide messenger RNA. RefSeq lists its product as uncharacterized. NCBI's taxonomy places the organism in Eukaryota, Fungi, Basidiomycota, Tremellomycetes, Tremellales, Bulleribasidiaceae. The transcript has 5 exons. Bases 1 to 1464 code for a protein of 487 amino acids. The record is from RefSeq and is a predicted model, not a curated record.